Messenger RNA from Paramormyrops kingsleyae, 6545 nucleotides. The record is from RefSeq and is a predicted model, not a curated record. NCBI's taxonomy places the organism in Eukaryota, Metazoa, Chordata, Actinopteri, Osteoglossiformes, Mormyridae.
GACAGAAGCAGAGGGAGAGGGGGAGUGAGGGAGAGAGAGAAACAGAAAGAGGAGGGGGUGAGAGAAAGAAAAUGCCGGAUAGGGCAGAGAAUCUGUGAAGCGGAGGCUGUAUAGGAGCGCACUGGACUGGCUUCUCUCCGGGGCUGGGCUUGGACAUGUAGGCCAGUCUGGGGGGCUCAGGGGCAGCUGACCAGCGCCUGGAUCAACCCCACCCUACCUAAAAACCAGGCAUGAGGCGUCUCAUCUGCCAGAGGAUCUGCGACUACAAAAACUUUGAGGAUGAGGAGGCGCAGGAGGAGGCCUCUUCCUCUCAGGCAGCUGGUAAACUGUCUGCGGCCAAGAAGCCUGGGAACCCAGGUAACAACCCUCGGAGGGCCAGCAGCCUGGGCCCCAGCCGGACGGGAGCCCAGUCCAGGGAAGGUGCCGGGGCUGUGGAUGAAGAUGAUUUCGCCAAGGCCUUCACGGAUGUGCCCACCGUGCAUAUCUACUCCACCAGGGACCUAGAGGACAACCUGAAUAAGAUUCGCGAGGUGUUGUCUGAUGACAAGCACGACUGGGACCAGCGGACAAAUGCGCUGAAGAAGGUGCGCUCGCUGCUGGUGGCCGGGGCAGCCAACUACGACUGCUUCUACCAGCACCUGCGCGUGCUGGACGGAGCCUUCAAGCUGUCAGCCAAGGAUCUGCGCUCCCAAGUGGUGCGCGAGGCCUGCAUCACUGUGGCCCAUCUUUCCACGGUCCUGGGCAACAAGUUUGACCAUGGGGCAGAAGCCAUCGUCCCCGUCCUGUUUAACCUGAUCCCGAACUGCGCCAGGGUGAUGGCCACGUCGGGCGUGGCGGCGAUACGCUACAUCAUCCGGCACACGCACGUCCCUCGGCUGAUCCCGCUCAUCACCAGCAACUGCACGUCCAAGUCCGUGGCCGUCAGGAGGCGAUGCUACGACUUCCUGGAUCUGCUGCUUCAGGAGUGGCACACGCACUCCCUGGAAAAGCAUGCCGCUGUUCUGGCGGAGAGUAUAAAGAAGGGAAUUCGCGAUGCAGAUGCGGAGGCCCGAGUGGAGGCGCGGAAGGCAUACUGGGGUCUGCGGCAGCACUUCCCCUCCGAGGCGGAUGCCCUUUACCAUUCACUGGAAGCGUCAUACCAACGUAAUUUGCAGUCCUGCCUACGUAGCUCCGGCAGCGCCGCCUCAUUGCCACAGUCCGACCGCUCUUCCUCUAGCUCUCAGGAAAGCCUCAACCGACCUCUCUCCACAAAGUGGUCUGCGACCCCAGGAAGAGGCCCUGUGGGUGCCAAGUCCCCGGGGUCGCCCGGAUCGCUGCAGCGUUCCCGCAGCGACGUCGAUGUCAACGCUGCCUCCGGUGCCAAGGCCCGUGUCGGGCAGCCUGGAGGGACGAGCCACCUGCCCGCGGGGUCCUACAGCUCUCUGGAUGACACGUCCGAUAAGAUGGACGGUCGGCUGCGUGCCAGGCAGACGCUCUCCGUGGCAGGGGGGGCUGUUGGAGGUCAGGGGGACUCACGAGGACGUAACCAUGGCAAGCCAGUGUCCCAGUCGCAGCGUUCGGAGGAUUUCGAUUUUAUGCCAGGUAUUCUGCUCUCUGUGUUCUGUGUCUGUGUUCCUGUGCUCGCUGUUAGGGGAUCACCGGUCGUUCGUGUUGGUGGUUGUGUCGCGCUGCGUGUGUGCGCUCGCGUGUGCCUGUUCGCCUGUGUUUUUCUUUUUGCAUGGGUCGACUGCGGUGUGGUGUUUAUGGAGGUCAACACCCAUGUCUGCCGCAGGAUCCCCCCUACCUUUAUGGGGGAGAGGCCCAUAAAUAUUUGGGAUACUAGCCUGACCUUUUUUCUAGUCUUAGACUUCUGCAGUAUUUUAACAGGACCAAAUAUCAGGUUGUCCCAGCUUAUCUGGAAAGAUAUUCUUCUGGUGUACUGGGGAUGUUAUGGUGUUUCUGCAAAGGGGUACCAUUGUCUGAAUCUUUCUUUGCGUGGUCAUUACUUAUAUUUUGUUUUUUUUGCAUGGGACAGGCUUUCUAAUAUUCUCUUUAUUUACUAUUCUGUCUUAUAUGAAGCACCUUCAAACCAGGUGUUUAACGGUGGAGCCAGAGGAACGCGAGGCAGUCGUAUCCCUCGACCCAGCAUGAGUCAAGGCUGCAGUCGGGACACCAGCCGUGAGAGCAGCCGUGACACCAGCCCCAUCCGCUCCUUCCAGUCCCUCGCUUCCCGGUACUCCAGGUCCACGGGGACUCUCCAUGCCCCCGACGUUUUCGGGGUGACAGGGUCUGGUUUUGGGAUGGGUCAGUCCAGCAGGCUGUCCUCGUCCGUCAGUGGCAUGAGGGUCCUUAACACCGGCUCCGAUGUGGAGGAGGCGCUGGCCGACGCUCUGCUUUUGGGAGACACUAGGAGCAAGAAGAAGCCGGUCCGGCGGCGGUACGAUGCGUACGGGAUGUACUCUGAUGAUGACGCCAACAGCGACGCGUCCAGCGCCUGCUCGGAGCGCUCGUACAGCUCUCGCAACGGCAGCCUGACCUAUAUGCGGCAGACGGAAGAUGUGGCUGAGGUGCUGAACCGAUGCGCCAGCACCAACUGGUCGGAGCGGAAGGAGGGCUUGUUGGGGCUGCAGGGCCUGCUUAAGAGCCAAAGGAUCCUCAGCCGGGUGGAGCUGAAGAGGCUUUGUGAAAUCUUCACCAGGAUGUUUGCUGACCCUCAUAGCAAGAGAGUCUUCAGCAUGUUUCUGGAGACGCUGGUCGACUUCAUCCUGGUCCACAAGGAGGAGCUGCACGACUGGCUUUUUGUCCUCCUCACCCAGCUGCUGAAGAAGAUGGGUGCCGACCUGCUAGGCUCUGUUCAGGCCAAGGUCCAGAGGGCGCUGGAUGUCACCAGGGAGUCCUUCCCCAAUGACUUGCAGUUCGCGAUCCUCAUGAGGUUUACUGUGGACCAGACCCAGACGCCCAAUCUGAAGGUAAAAGUGGCCAUACUUCGGUAUAUCGAGUCGCUGGGUAUGCAGAUGGACCCUGGUGACUUUGUCAACUCCAGUGAGACACGCCUGGCUGUGUCACGCAUCAUUACAUGGACCACUGAGCCCAAGAGCGUUGACGUCCGGAAGGCCGCCCAGUCAGUGCUGAUCUCCCUAUUCCAACUCAACACCCCAGAGUUCACUAUGCUUCUUGGGGCUUUGCCCAAAACGUUCCAAGAUGGUGCAACUAAGCUUCUGCAGAACCACCUUCGCAACAGCGGCAGCAACUCUCAGACGCCCACAGGUAGUCCCCUGGCACGCCACACACCGCGCUCCCCUGCCAACUGGAGCAGCCCCCUGACCUCGCCCACCGGCACGGCGCAGAACACACCCUCGCCCAGUGUAUUUGACUACGAGGCGGAAGGCACCAACUCUGAGGACGUGUACAGUUCCCUGCGGGGCGUGAGCGAGGCCAUUCGGAACUUCAGCGUGCGGAGCCAGGAGGACAUGAGCGAGCCGAGGGACGGCAAGAGGGACGGCGAGUCGGGGGCCGGUGAUGACCCGGACACAGGGUCCAUGGGGGUGGACCACCCGUCCCACAGCGAAGACACCCCCGACGACGAAUCAGAGCGCCUCCCUGAAGAGGGUAACCAGUCGGAGUUGGUAGCAGAGCUGCUGAAGGAGCUGUCCAAUCACAACGAGCGUGUGGAGGAGCGCAAGGCGGCAUUGGGCGAGCUGCUGAGGCUGGUGCGUGACGGGCAGCUGCUGGUGUGGGACGAGCACUUCAAGACCAUCCUGCUGCUGCUUUUGGAGACGCUUGGUGACCAAGAGCACGUGAUCCGGACCCUGGCCCUCAGGGUUCUGAAGGAGAUCCUUAACCAGCAGCCCUCACGCUUCAAGAACUAUGCCGAGCUAACCAUCAUGAAGGCACUGGAGGCCCACAAGGACCCACACAAAGAGGUGGUGCGAGCAGCUGAGGAUACGGCAGCCAUGUUGGCCAACUCCAUUGGCCCGGAGCAGUGUAUCAAGGUGUUGUGUCCCAUCAUCCAGACGGCUGAUUACCCCAUUAACCUCGCCGCCAUCAAGAUGCAGACCAAGGUUAUUGACCGUCUCUCCAAGGACAGCCUGCAGCAGCUCCUGCCAGAGGUAGUUCCAGGACUCAUACAGGGCUACGACAACCCCGAGAGCAGUGUGCGCAAGGCCUGCGUCUUCUGCCUGGUCGCCAUCUACGCCGUCAUUGGGGAUGAGCUGAAGCCGCACCUCAGUCAGCUGACUGGGAGCAAGUUAAAGCUGUUGAACCUGUACAUCAAGCGUGCUCAGUCGGGUUCCAGUGGCAGCGACUCCACGGGAGAUCUCUCUGGCCAGGGUCUGUGAACCAGAAUGAGGGUGCAGUGCCCUCUGGUGGCAAUUGGGCAGAAAUGCGGGGGACUCUUCGUGGACUCACAGACACCCCCUACCAUGCAUGCUACAUCGCCUUACUGGGACGUCGGCUGGGGCAGCCAAACCCGACCCAGCCCUCCACACCCAGAGGACGUUACUAUGGAGACACCAGGUCACCAGACUCCCUGCUAAAAUCCCUAUUCUCACCCUCACCAUCUCUGUCACAGUUGGACUGUUUUGUGUGAUAUAAAACCGAAAAUAUUGUUGAAACUAAAUAUGGAGGGAGCGGGGGUUCACCCUCAAUACUCCUUUUCUCUAAUGACAUUAAAAUAUCUUUGAAAAAUGAAUACUAAGAGAGAGAGGUCAGUUAUGGUGACCCGCACUUUAACUACAGCAGACCGUGUGCCAGAUAUUAAUAACCUCUCACAGUACUAACAGAAUGCACCUGUUUCUAUGGCAACAUCUCCCCAGUACAGUGAAGACAUGAGAGCUAACUGGGGGCACAGCACUAGAGAUUCCUUGGCUCGCUUUUGACACGUAUGUCUGAUAUGGGACAGUCAUUUGGGACAGAAAAACAUUCUUUUGAACAACAGUAAUGACAUCUAUGCUGACUUUUUUAUUCCCUACAACAGUUAUGGACAAGUAAAUAAUUAUUGCAGACAAUACGUCCCAAUAUGUUUGUUUGAUGCUAUGAGGCUGUGGACUUACCUCCUGCUUUAUGUGGUGUUUUAUUACCCGUGUUUGGAAUGAUUCAAAAACAAGAAUGCCGGGAUCUGAAGGUAGAGUAGUGUUGAAGGUAAUAUCUUGGAGUAAUGUCCCUAUACAGAAGUCCCACAGGUGUCCCGUCCCCAGAUAGAGGCUCUGCAGGUGUCCUGUCCCCAAACAGAGGCCCCACAGGUGUCCCGUCCCCAGAUAGAGGCUCUGCAGGUGUCCUGUCCCCAAACAGAGGCCCCACAGGUGUCCCGUCCCCAGAUAGAGGCUCUGCAGGUGUCCUGUCCCCAAACAGAGGCCCUACAGGUGUCCCGUCCCCAGAAAGAGGCCCCGCAGGUGUCCCGUCCCCAGAAAGAGGCCCCGCAGGUGUCCCGUCCCCAGAAAGAGGCUCUGCAGGUGUCCUGUCCACAGGUCCUAUCUCCAGACAGAGGGCUUGCAGGAGUCCUGUCCCCAAACAGAAAGCGCACAGGUGUCCUGUCCUCAGGCAGUAGCUUUGCUGUGGUCCUGUCCUCUAGCAGGGACUCUGCAGGUAUUCUGUCUGGAGGUUUCCUGCCCUCAUACAGAGGCUCUGCAGAUGCCCUGUCCCUAGGCUGUGGAUCUGUCUUUGUCCUGUCCCCUAUCGAUGGCUUUGCAGUUGUCCUGUUCCCUCACAGUUCCUCUGCAGGUGUCCUCUGGAGCGAUGGCCACAGGUAAGCCCUCCUCGGCAUGCAAACCUCGCUCACCACUGCCAGUCCUGAGAAGCUACUCUGCUUUAGAUGUGGUCUCUGUGAAGCUGGUGAGAACUCAGGGCUGGAGGCAUCAAGGUGUUGAUGCAGGAAUUAGAAUCUGGGUCCUUUGCCAAGGCAGGUUUUAAAGGCUCAUCCCUCAUUGUGGAACCCCAUGUAUGGUCCACCCUGAUUUCAGCCCCACAUGGUGAGGACAGGCAGAGCUGCUGCACCCUCUGUGCCAGUCAAAUGGUUCCCAGGAGCAACUAUUUCCCAAUCAGGACAGGCCCCAGGUUCAGUCAGAUUUGCCAGAACUCCUGUCACUCUCCACACAGCCAUGUGAUCCUACACAACAGCAGCCCCCAACUCUCCUUGCCUACUCACACUCGGCCAAUCAGAAGGCUUCUUCACCUACCUGAUGUUUUCCCAUCGAAGUAGGUGGUUUGGAUUGCUGCAUAAGUAUGACCAGAUUUGAACAAGCAUUUAAAAUGUCUAUCUAUAUAAAUGAAAUAUAAAAGUCAAACAGGUUGAUGUGGCAAUCUUCACGAGCCUCAUCCGAGGUGGUGCUGUCGAUCUUCCUUUCUGUUGUGGCGAAUAUAUAGUCUCCGUUUUAUUUGGUGGGGAAUUCGUAGAAAAGCAUCUAUGGACUUGAAUGGCUGAACUGUUGAUGUCACCUUUUCCUAACAGUGUCAUUUUCUUCCUUGUGAGUGUAACAUUGGAGUUUCUGCCGUUCUGCUCUCCUUUGUGUAUUUCUAGGCCUGUGCUUGCAGUUGUGCGUAUACUGGCAAUAAAAAUGUACAGAACAUCA